UUUGAAGGAAGCGGUGGCCAAUAGACGUGCGGGGCGGUUGGCGCAGCAGCGCUACGUCUCCGGCCGGAGAGAGGCGAGGGAUGGAGGCGCAGGAAGAGCGGCAGAGAAAGCUCCAGGAAUACUUAGCUGCCAAAGGAAAGCUGAAAUGUCCCUGUGCCAAGCCCUAUUUAAAAGAUUCAGGCAGCCAGCGGAUUCUCCAGGAACCCCCACUUUGGAAACCGGGAGCAGUCACUGGACCCCGGGUUGUCCCCCCGAAAUGGCCCAUCCGUGUCCAGAGAGAGACUGGGCCCCCUUCCAGAGCUGCAAAGCCAGCAGGUCGUGCUCUUCAACACAGUUCUGUGGGCAUCCCUGUCUCCCAGGGCCCGAAAUCCAGGCUCAUGAAAUGCCUGGGAAAGGAUCAGGGCCCCCUCGCAAAGCCACCCAACCCAGACCACUGCAAUCCGUCCACGAGGACGAUGGCAUUUUCCACCCGUCGCCCCUUGUAUCCAACGCAGGAGACUGCCAAGGCUGUGAAGCUACAUCAGAGGGCUGGAGAGUCAGAUGGAGGCAGGGGCCAUCCCUCCACUCAGAUGGGUAAAGAAAACCUCAACCUCCCUGCUUCAGAGUUUGGCAACAGGGGGGCGUCUGGUCUGGAGAGCAGAACUCGGGCAAGGACCGGAUGUAAAGACAUAGUUCCCACCAUCACAAGGGGUCGUGGGAGGCUGAAAGCCAGUGGGAACAGCCGGCCCACUGGACAGGCAUGUGAUGAAGCUGGCAAACCGGCUUGA
Molecule: messenger RNA, 767 nt
Organism: Alligator mississippiensis (American alligator)
Lineage: Eukaryota; Metazoa; Chordata; Crocodylia; Alligatoridae
Product: cytoskeleton-associated protein 2-like
Exons: 4
Coding region: 81-767 (228 amino acids)
Cellular component (GO): cytosol; mitotic spindle; centrosome
Source: RefSeq, a predicted model, not a curated record